Messenger RNA from Boeremia exigua, 2267 nucleotides. RefSeq lists its product as uncharacterized. The transcript has 3 exons. Gene Ontology annotation, biological process: retrograde vesicle-mediated transport, Golgi to endoplasmic reticulum; Golgi localization; endoplasmic reticulum to Golgi vesicle-mediated transport. Lineage: Eukaryota; Fungi; Ascomycota; Dothideomycetes; Pleosporales; Didymellaceae. Bases 324 to 1901 code for a protein of 525 amino acids. The record is from RefSeq and is a predicted model, not a curated record. Gene Ontology annotation, cellular component: COPI vesicle coat; cytosol.
GUGAUGCUCCACAUUGAACUUCCAGGUGUUCAGUGUUGCGACGUGAGGUAGUGCCUGAGAUAGAGCUGUCUGGUUGUAAUCUCAGCCGUGCGCUACAACUAUCUGGCGCCAUACUCUUGUAGACUCCUAGCCUCUUCCUACCCCCCGAGUCGCACCUGGACGUUUCGUGGUUUUGUAAAUUCCACUUGGUCAACACCCCCCUCCAUCCUCCAACCCCGAACACGACCGCGACGACCUCGGAGCUCGCAACGUCCUACUGCCAGAAAAACAGCUCAUUACGGAAGGGUACCGCCUCAACGCUUGCCAAUUGAAAGCUCACGACAAUGGUGGUCCUCGCCGCGUCGAUAUGCACACGAGGCGGCAAAGCCGUCCUCUCGCGCCAGUUCCGUGAGAUGCAGCGCUCUCGCAUUGAAGCCUUACUCGCCUCGUUCCCCAAGCUCGCCGACAGCAACACCCAGCAUACCACUUGUGAGCAGGACAACGUGCGCUACGUAUACCAGCCUCUGGAUGAGCUGUACAUGGUACUGAUCACCAACCUGCAAUCCAAUAUCUUGCAGGACAUCAACUCGCUACACCUUUUCGCCCAGGUUGUCUCGUCAACAUGCAAGUCCCUUGACGAGCGCGAGAUUUUGAGAAACUCAUUUGAGCUCCUCACCGCCUUCGAUGAGAUCGUCACGUUGGGAUACAGGGAGAAUCUCACCAUGAGCCAGAUCAAGACAUUCUUGGACAUGGAGUCGCACGAGGAGCGCAUCCAGGAGAUCAUCGCAAGGAACAAGGAGCUCGAGGCUUCCGAGGAACGCAAGCGUAGGGCUAAGCAGCUGGAGAUGCAGCGCAAGGAAAUGUCAAGGUCUCAGCGCGCUGGAGCUGGAGGUAUGGGAGGCGGUAUGGGAGGCGGUAUGGGCAUGGGCCGCCAGUCUUCGUAUCCUGCAUUCACACCCAGCGCGCCCACGCAGACGGUGCCAGAUACAUACGACAGCUACGAAGCAUCAAAGAAGGCACCAGCCAAGCCGCUCGCACUGGGGAAGAAGGGCAUGCAGCUCGGCAAAAAGAACAAGACGAACAGCGCAUUCGACCAAAUCGCUGGCGACCUGCCACCCGAGAGCGAGCCCCUCGUUGCGCCCAAGACUUCAGCGCCCACCGCUGUUGCCCCCGCUAGCGCCCGCCAGUCUACAUCUACCGAUCGCGAAGCCAUUCACAUCACUACCAAUGAGACCAUCUCCGCACGACUCGAUCGCGAGGGUCUGCUCAAGUCCUUCGAAGUCAAGGGUGAGAUGCAGCUUAAGAUCUCUGACGCUUCCCUCACACAAGUCAAGCUUGACCUACAGACUGGCGACACAAGAGGUGCUCAACUAAUGACACAUCCCAAGGUCGACAAGGCUGUAUUCAAGAAUGACAAGGUCAUUCAGCUUGCAGAUACCACGAAGGGCUUUCCCUCAAACAUGGGUAUUGGCGUCAUGAAGUGGAAGCUUGCACCCCGGCCUGAUGAUGUCUCGGACCCACCGAUCACUUUCCGCGUUUGGGUCGAGGAGUCGGGCAGUACAUUCAACAUCACUGUUGAGUAUGAGCUUACUGGCAGCGACCCACUGAAGGACGUCACAGUCACGAUUCCCUAUGAGACCGACGAGCCUAAUGUUGGUUCCUUCGAUGCUGUGUACGAGGUCAGCGGUGACAGUCUUGAAUGGAACAUUGGUGCUGUCGAUGAGAGCAACAGCUCAGGCAGUUUUGAGUUCGAAGCACAGGCUGGCAGCGAUUCUGAGUUCUUCCCUAUGCGUGUAAGAUUCAACAAGAGCACACCAUUUGUCGACGUUGAUGUUUCGAAUGUUACCCUUCUCUCCAUGAACCAAGAAAUUGGCUUCACCAAGGAUGUCAAAUCCACCACCGAUGUAUACGAGAUUGUGUGAACGUAGUGCGAUGCGAGGGUAUCAGAGGAGUCUGGACGGGCGGCUGAAAAGGCAUAGACAAGAGCGGAAUUGAACGAAUGUAAUGAGCGCAUCAGCUACUUCCAUGCUGAUUCGCGAUUACCGGCCUACCACUUGCAACCACAUUACCAGACGCACGACAGCGCCUAUGUGACAGUUCAGCCUGUCUUAUUGCAGCUCUAAUUGAUCUUCGGUAUUACAGUUGCGCUUGUAGGGCGGGUCAUGUUUGUCGUGUGCUGAACAUUUACCAGCGUGAUUACUAUAUGUCCAAACGCCAAAAAUAGGAAGCACGAGCACAAAGGGACUUCAACGCCGUUUCGCGCAGUAAUGCAAUAGUCAAUUUUGUGG